UUGAAAAAGGUAACAAACAAAAAAGGAAAAAAAAUAAAGAUGGCGGAGAACCUGCGAGAUGCUCUACGCGAUUUCGCCCUCCAAAAGAUGCGUGAUCUUGAAACGGAGAGAGCUCAAAAGAGCAAAAAAGAUGACGAUAGUGAUGGUAAAAGUCCGAAGUCAACGAAGAUCAAAAUCAACAGGGUUACCUCCAAGAUGAUAUCAGGAUCAUCAAAGAAAGCUGAAGAUUCACAGGCAGUCAAGUCGGAUUCCACGAAAAACACCAAGCGACAUCUUGAUGAAUCCACUUCAGGAGACAGUAGUAAAGUACAGAAACUCAUGAGGCUGUACGAGGAAGACGCAUCCAUCGCAGUGACGUCUGCAGCUGGGAAAGGAGGCAGUGGAUCUGUCAAGUCACCACCUGUACCAUCUGUACCCAAGAGAACAGAUUUUCUUGCGAAUAAUGAAGCAUUUAUCAAAAAACAGGAUGGGACAGAGAACAAGAAACUUUCUGGAUCGACAAAGUUCAUGAAAGAAGAGUCCUCAAAAGAUCAGCUUCAAUUCAAGAGCUUACAGUUGAGCAAAAAAGAAGAGUCUGAUGUUGAAGUGGGUGCAGAGAAGAAGAGUGUACCAAUAUCAGGUGAAAAGAAAAUGAUCAAGAUAAACAUCCAAACUAAAUUGAUAGAGCUGCAACAAGAACCAGAGAAGGUGGCAAAAGAUGGCUUGGACUCUGACUCUGACAGCAGUAGCGAUGAUGAUGGUAAUGAUAGUGAUGAUGAUCAGGUUGCUGCUGGGCUGCCAUGGAGGACCAUUCUUGAAGAUGGAGAGCUGAGCGAAUCAUCACAUGAAGAGGAAGAGAAGCAAGAAGAAGAUGUAAAGGAGACAGGUGGGAAUGAGGAGAAGGCUAUAGAAGAGGAGAAAGAAGUCUUGGAAAAGACGGGGGAAGAUAAGAAAAAGUCUUCCAAACACAAGCACAAGAGCAAACACAAGAAGCACAAACAUAAGAAAAGCAAAAAGAAAAAGAGUAAGCACAAGCACAAAGACAAAAAGCGAAAGGAUAGUGCUUCUGAUUUGAAGAAUGAAGGAGGGACUACUUCCGAACAAGGGACAAGAGAAGAGAAUGAUUCAACAGCAUCAGGAAAUGAAAUAAUUGACAUUAAACAUGAAGGAGAUAAAACAAGCUCUAGCAGGAGAAGGAGCAAAGAUGAAAAGCAGAAGGAAUCGCGACAAAAAGAUGAAAAAUUGGAAGAGAGUAAAAGGCAGAGUAGUUCAAGUUCCAGUAGAAAAACUAGUAAAGAGAGGGAAGCACAGGAAGCAAGGGAUGAGGGCCCCUUGAAAGAAGAUGUGAGGAAGGAUAAACAGACUAAAACUGAAGAGAGAAAGGACAAAUCUAGAAGUCAUAUUGAAAGUAGAAGUCGCAGCAAGGAAAAAAGUCAUACAAAGGAUGUGAGAGAAGACAAUAAGAGAAGAAAUGAGGAUGUGGGAAGAAUGGAUCAAGUUAAGGAUAAAGAAGAAAAGAAAACCGAUGACAAGCAUGAAAGAAGGUCAAGGAGCAUUGAGAAGCUGUCCCAUGAUGAAAGUUGUGGAAAACCUGAGAAAAUUAAAGAGGAUGAUAAAUGUGUGCCUUUAUCAAAACAAUUAGAAGGAAGUACUAGUGGGACGAAAGAAAAGCAAGCUGAACACCAAAAGGAAGAAAGUAAAAGUGUAAUCGAAAGUGAUGAGAAGGCAAAACCUUCCAAGAUUGAUUCAAAGGAAGAAAGCAAGACCGUAAGAGAAAGUACAGACCCUACACGUGCAGGAGGAAGUUUCACAAUAAUGUUUUCCAAUGAUGAUAGUGUCAAGACUCGCAUAAGCAGCAAAAGUGAUUCAAGUCACAAAAGUGAAAAGAAUAAUCAUGAUGAGAGAAAAAUGAAGGAAGAGGAGAUACAAAAAGAAGACAUGAGGAAAAGCUUUAGAAGAGAGGAGGAGAAAAAGGAUGCUACAAAAGAGAAGAGUCGGCAUGAAGAAAGUAGGAAAGGAGAAAAGAGACACAAGGAGAAAAGGAAAGAGAAAGACAGGGAAGAUAAAAAGCAGGUCCACUCCAAGAAGCAUCAGGUAUCGACCAAAGUUAAGAUAGACCAUCUUGAACAUGACUUUCCAUCUGCAGAAGAAUAUGCUGAGGAUCCAGGUGAUAAGGUCCAGUCUGGAAAGAAGGAUGAUAUGAAAAGUGAGAUGUCAGUUUCAGAUGAGACCCAAUCCUCUGAAAUUCAGGCAGCUCUUGACACUCCUAUUGAAGUGGUUGUGCCACCAUCGGAUGAUGCCCCUGCAGAAAGUGCAGUCAAAAGAAAAGAGAAGUUAGAGGAAGAAAACAGUUCCGCAGAUAAUACUGAAAAGCAAGCAGAUGUCACCUCUGGAACUAAUGCAACUAAUGAGAGUGAAUCCUCAAUGAACUCAUCUUGUGCAGAAAAAUCUGAAGUGACUCGAGAUGAACGGUCAUGCUCCAGUGAUACUGCUGUCAAAGAUAGUGCCACCACAGCUUCUUCUAGGCAGAUAGAGUUCAUUAGUGUGAAGGACUCGCCAAUACCUGCUAAACAGCUUGAGAGUUCUGCCACCAAAGUGGAGACUGUUUUGAAGAUGGGAAUAGAGACUAGUGGUGAUGUUGAUGACUCAGAAGUCAUUGAUAAUACAGAAGCUAAACUCUCAAAAAGUUCAGAAAGUGCCGGACACAAGGAGGGCACAGAAGACUCCUCCGUCUGUGAGCAGAAAGAAGAUGGUGCUGUUAGUACAACUUCAUCCACAGAAAAACCCAACAAGAAUGCAGAAUCUAUUGAAAAGGCAGUGGAGAACAAGGAUGUACUGAAAGAAAGUGACAAAACUUCAAAGAAGAGGAAAAAAGACAAAUCAGAUGACAAAGAGGAAGGAGCAAUUGACAGUGAAAUUGAAGAAGGUGAAAUUACUAAAAAGCACAAGAAAAGCAAGAAGAAGGAUAAGAAGAAAGAUAAAAGUGAGAGGGAUAAGAAAGACCGAACGGAGAGAGACAAAAGUGGUCGAGACAGAAGUGAUUCCAGAGAUAAACACAAGAGGAGGCAUUCUGAUUCGCGUUCAGAGUCGCGUUCAGAGUCGCGUUCUCACUCCCGUUCUCACAAAAAACACAAAGGAUCACGCUCAAAAUCACGUUCUGAUGAUGAUGGUGAUAGCGAUAUAAGCAUUGGAACAACCAGAAUGGUGGAAAAGAGUUAUUUCAGUGAAUCGCGAGGCUGCUGGGUAACUCGGAUGGUCCCUAAAGAAGACGAUAGUCCAUCUCCUGAAGUUGGCGAUGGAAACGAACCAUAUGACAUUGGAGACACCUACAUCCGUCAUCCUGCUCAUGACAGAAGAAGCGUGUUUGACAGACUUGGUGGCGGGAGCAGCAGUCGUGGUAGAGGUCGUUACAACGACCGACAUGAUGAUAGGAAUCCGCGCUAUGGAUACAGUCGUAGAAGGGGACGUUCAUAUUCAAGGUCACAUUCUAGGUCGCGUUCAAGGUCAAGAUCCCCCAAGUUUCAUAUUGACAAGAAGAAACUGUUGGAGAUUGCCAAGGCUAACGCUUUAAUGAGAAUGAGAGCAGGAGACCUGCCAUCUAACUUGCCUAUUACUGAAUCCAUGAAGAAAGCAGCUGACUCAUUUGAAGUCAACGAAUCCAUCCAGAAGUUCACUGACCGAUGCAAGGCAUUGGCUAAUCUUCAAGGAGGCAGUUCUGACGAUGACUCACCGGUCAACAGACCAGUGGGCUCAGAUGAUGAAGAUGAAGAUGGGAACGAGGCUCAGAAACCGUUUGUGAGACAUCCUUUCAAGGUCAAAGAGGCUGCUCCCAUCGUGAUGAACAUCAGGAAUGCAAUCCAGAUUCCUGUGGCGAGUAAGGACAAGCUGAGAGUACAGUUCCCAGUGUCGUGUGGCUCUCAACAUCGUAAGAAAGAAGUCGAGAUUGUGAUUGGCAAUGCAAACGAUCCCUAUGGCCAAUGGAAAACUGUGGAGAAACCCACGCCUAAACCAGCGGCAGCACCAACCACAAAAGCUAGUACUCCCCAACCACCAGCAACACCAGCCACCACAGCAGCAGCAACACCAGCAGCCACACCAGCAACUCAGACCACCCCAGCAGCAACAGCCAUGGUUCCUGCAGUUGCUGCCACUGUGGCGCCUGUGGUAGCUGGCCCUCACAUUCCGGGGCUGACCAACAGCCAACCACCACAGCCAGUACCAGAGAAAGAUAAAGUCUUUGAAGAUUCACCAGGAUUUUCUUACGACAUUGGCCAGAUCGUGUCUGCUAGAUUGAAGGCUGCUAGGGCUCUGCAGUCCAAUCCUAAUAACGUGGAGGCACUCACUGUUCUGCAUCACUCACAAAAACAGAUUCAGACCUGGGCUCACAGCAGCAAGAAACCUGGUUUGUUCACGGGUAGCACAGACGCUACCUUCCUACGACCUGAAGAGCUUGGUAAUCCCAAUCGCAAAAACCAGGCUUGGAUUAGGAAGGACAUGUUCCUGACAGCUGCACCGGUCAACACAGACAUUGGACGGUCACUCAUGCAUAAGAUGGGCUGGAAGCAGGGAGAAGGACUAGGCAAGAACAAAGAGGGAGCCCUCAAUCCAUUGUUGUUGGAGAUCAAGACAGAUCGGCAAGGUCUGGUAGCUGCAGAGGAGAAACCAAAGAAGAAAGGGGAUGUGUCAAAGGUGAUCCGGAAGGACCUGUCCGGCAAGCACCCUGUGAUGGCGCUGAAUGAACUCUGUAAUAAGAGGAGAUGGGGCAAACCUAACUUUGAGGUUGUGAGAGAGGAUGGUCCUCCGCACAAGAAGAACUUUGUUUUCAAGGUGUGUAUACGUAAUGAUGAGUACAUUCCGACGGUGUGUUCAGGGAACAAGAAAGAUGCCAAAGCCAUGGCAGCAACGGUUGCCCUACAGAAGAUGGGACUUCUACCACAUUGAUGACUGGAACACACGCUAAGAUGCCAAAGCCAUGGCAGCAACGGUUGCCCUACAGAAGAUGGGACUUCUACCACAUUGAUGACUGGAACACACGCUAAGAUGCUAAAGCCAUGGCAGCAACGGUUGCCCUACAGAAGAUGGGACUUCUACCACAUUGAUGACUGGAACACACGCUAAGAUGCCAAAGCCAUGGCAGCAACGGUUGCCCUACAGAAGAUGGGACUUCUAUCACAUUGAUGACUGGAACACACGCUAAGAUGCCAAAGCCAUGGCAGCAACGGUUGCCCUACAGAAGAUGGGACUUCUACCACAUUGAUGACUGGAACACACGCUAAGAUGCCAAAGCUAUGGCAGCAACGGUUGCCCUACAGAAGAUGGGACUUCUACCACAUUGAUGACUGGAACACACGCUAAGAUGCCAAAGCCAUGGCAGCAACGGUUGCCCUACAGAAGAUGGGACUUCUACCACAUCGAUGACUGGAACACACGCUAAAGGGCCAUUCUGCCUGUGUCGUACUUAAAGAUAUAUCUUGCCUGAUGACGGUACACAAGAUCGAUACAAAACUAUUGAGUGAUCCUUAUGCAGUGAUACCAGAGAAAAUCAUCAGUCCACUGUAAUGCCACCGAUUACGCACUUGUGGAUUAUAAGGAUAAUGUAAAAGAUGGAUGAAUAUUUUGUAUGCGACACACAUCAUUGGAUCGCUUUGGAGGGAAUUAAUAUUCAUAGAUUGCCUGUACAGAUGGCUGGUCUGCAGAGUAUCUUAGUGUGCUUGCCCUGCUCUCUCUGUAGAAUUCCUAUAGGUGCAGCUCUAGCAGGCAGCUAGGAGGCAUGGACAAAUAUAAGCUGUCCUGGGGGGUGUUUCACAAAACUUGUCAUCAGUGACAAAUGACAGUUUUUGUUAUAAGCUACUGAAAUCCUUACUUCUGAUUGGUUAUCAGCAGAUUUGUCACUGAUUUUUGUCAUUUGUCAUUUUAAAAAGGCUUUGUGAAACGGGUCCCUGGUCAAGUCUAAAAUAGACUUGAAAGUGGCACAAGAGUGCUCAGCAUAGGUUUGGGUGAAAGUUUUAAUGGGAGCUAUUCAGCUUUGGCCUUCAGUUUGGAAGCCACACUGUGAACAAUGGCAUAUUCAUUUUGAGUGCAAAUGAUUUUAAAUUUCUCAUGGAUAUCCAAGUCCCUUAUUUUAAUGUAAACCAGUUGAUUGAUAAUUUGAUAGCUCCUUUUAAUGUACAAGUACAUCAUUUUGAAAGCAAAUUAUUUAUAAGCAUAUAAGCAAAUAUUUAGCAUAGAAAGAGCACAUUAUGUACGACUUUAAUUUCACCAUAAAAUGUGAUUAACACUGGACAAAAGGGUGUAAUAAAACUUUGAUUCUGAAAAGUAACUACCCGACGAUAAUUAACAUUAUUUUUAGAUUUUUUUUUUUCAUUUGGAAGGACUCCAAUUUCAGCUUACAUCAGGAUUGAUUUGAUAUGAUUUGAUUAGUAAAUUCAUUCUCAUCAAUCUACCUCUGGAUUUGAAGAAGAAGAAAAAUAUAGCUACCAGUAUACAUGAACAUAC
Molecule: messenger RNA, 6474 nt
Organism: Strongylocentrotus purpuratus (purple sea urchin)
Lineage: Eukaryota; Metazoa; Echinodermata; Echinoidea; Camarodonta; Strongylocentrotidae
Product: protein SON-like
Exons: 10
Coding region: 40-4920 (1626 amino acids)
Biological process (GO): regulation of cell cycle; regulation of mRNA splicing, via spliceosome
Molecular function (GO): RNA binding
Source: RefSeq, a predicted model, not a curated record